Molecule: messenger RNA, 2057 nt
Organism: Dendrobium catenatum
Lineage: Eukaryota; Viridiplantae; Streptophyta; Magnoliopsida; Asparagales; Orchidaceae
Product: RNA-binding protein 39
Exons: 13
Coding region: 142-1815 (557 amino acids)
Biological process (GO): mRNA processing
Cellular component (GO): nucleus
Molecular function (GO): RNA binding
Source: RefSeq, a predicted model, not a curated record
UUCUGUAUGUCGCGGACUGAAGAAGGGGGACUCCGCCGGUCCGCCUUAUUUCUUCUUGGCUUUAGCUAAGCCCUAAACCUCAAUUGGCAAAUCCGCUCGCGCUCUUCUUCUUCUUCUCGAUCCUUCUUUCGCUGUCCGGCGAUGGAUUUCGACGAGUACGACUACUUGGAGAAAUCAGUUGAGGUUCCUCGGAUCCAUAAAGAUACGGGGCACCGCAACUCCCGACACCAUCCCGAGGGCGAGAAGGAUGGCGGUGAACGCAAGAGCCGCGAGUCGAAGAGAUCAAGGACGGACGAUAACGGAGGGACGGUGGAUCGCGAUGAACGGAACCGAUCUGACCGAAGGGAGAAGGAUUACCGUAGGAGCGGCGACAAGGAGCACGAAAGGGAUAGGGAUCAUCGCGAGAGGGAUAGGGAGAGAGAGAAAGAUAGACACCGGGAAAGAGAGAAGGAGAAAGAUAGACACCGGGAAAGCGAGAAGGAGAAGGAGAGGAGCAGGGAUAGGGAUAGUGAAAAAGAGAUGGAUUUGGACAGGGACAGGGAAAGAUCUAGGAGAAGCCGCAGCAGCUCUAGGAGGCAUGAUAUUGACAACUUAAAAGAAAUGGAGAGGGCUAGGAGCAGGGAAAUGAGGGAGCGAGAUGAAAGGGACUCUAGGGAAAUCAGGCGGUUCAGAGAUAAAAAAGAACUGGAACCUGAAGCUGACCCUGAAAGAGAUCAGAGGACAGUUUUUGCUUAUCAGAUGCCUUUGAAGGCUAAUGAGAGAGAUGUUUAUGAGUUCUUCUCAAAAGCGGGCAAGGUCAGAGAUGUGCGCUUGAUCAUGGAUCGAAAUUCUAGGAGAUCAAAAGGAGUUGGGUACAUCGAGUUUUAUGAUGCAAUGUCGGUGCCUAUGGCAAUCGCUCUUUCUGGUCAUCAACUUUUAGGUCAGCCUGUGAUGGUCAAACCUUCUGAAGCAGAGAAGAAUCUUGUUCAGUCAAAUACUACUGGAUCACUUGGUGCAGCUGGUGCUCGAAAAAUUUAUGUCGGGAACUUGCACUUCAACAUUACUGAAGAUUUGCUCCGUCAGGUUUUUGAGCCUUUUGGUCAUGUAGAACUUGUCCAACUUCCACUGGAUCCUGAAACUGGGCACUGCAGAGGAUAUGGAUUUAUUCAAUUCUCUCAAGUUGAAUAUGCAAAGGCAGCACAAAGUUUGAAUGGGAAAUUAGACAUAGCUGGCCGGAUAAUCAAGGUUUCAGCUGUAACUGAAAAUGUUGUUUCACAAGAAUCAGGAACAAAUGCUACUGACUUUGAUGAUGAUGAUGGUGGUGGUUUGUCUAUGAAUGCACGUUCAAGGGCUAUAUUGAUGCAGAAACUGGAUCGAACUGGAACUGCCUCAAGUAUUGUGGAAUCCCUUGGUGUGCCUGCUCUUAAUGGAGUGACUCCAAAUCAACCUCUUAUACCCUUGCCCAGAAAUGGGCAGGCUACUGUACCUGCAGCUUAUCCAGUUCUGCUUGCUACCACCAUUCCUGAGCCUAUAGGGGAGCCAAGUGAAUUUAUUUUGUUAAAGAACAUGUUUCAUCCAAGUACUGAGACCGAUCCUGAUUUUGACUUGGAUAUUAAAGAAGAUGUCCAAGAGGAAUGUGCCAAGUUUGGUCCCUUGAAGCAUAUUUAUGUGGACAAGUAUUGCAACAAUGGCAGUGUAUAUUUGCGAUUUGAAACGCAGGCUGCUGCAGCUAGUUGCCAGCAGGCAAUGCACAUGAGAUGGUUUGCUGGGAGAUCAAUAUCUGCCACAUUUAUGAGACCCCAAGAUUAUGAGGCUAAAUUCAAGAGUUCACUGUAAGCAUAAGAUUGGGCAACUGUGUUCUAUUCAUGUUUUUAUGUUUUUUUUCCUCUCGAACUUGGAGCUUACUGGUUGUUAUACCCUCAGGAGAAUUAGGUGUGAGUUUUGUUUCUAGGAUACUAUAACUUUUGUAGUUCAAGAAUUCUUCAUAUUGUUGGUGGAACAUCUUUGUAAAACAUGAAUGAUUAUUAUUUUGACCAAAUUAAGUGUUAUGGCAAAAAAGUUUUUUAUUUGUCUAUUCA